GCUAGUUACUCCGUCACAUAUUUUCCAGUGUAAAACUCCACCGCGUACCAUGUCUUAGGAAAGAAUUCGAUAUAGGAGUAUCACUGCUAGAACUAGCAUCGUGACUCAGCCACCAUGCUACUUGUUCCUCGCAAAGGGAAAGCUGGGCAUUAAUAUAGUUUCCGGAACCCCUCUUCUACGUGGUGUUCUACCGCCCCGUUUAUUAUCGAAGCUCAUCAAAUUAUUAUCAGAAUAUUUAUUUUACACAAGCAAAAUUUAUUGGCGGGAUUACAUUAUACUUUAUUAUGCCAGGAAUAAUCGAGGAUACUUCGAUUGAGGUCGCCAUCGUUGGUGGUGGCAUCAUUGGAUUAUCCCUCGCAGCUGGUCUUAUCAAACACAAUGUUAAAGUCAAAGUCUACGAGCAAGCGCAAGGUUUCCGGGAGAUAGGCGCUGGCAUGGCUUUUACAGCAAAUGCUGUACAAUGUAUGAGCCUGAUGAACCCCGAUAUCGUCAGUGCUCUACGGUCGGGUGGCGCCGUUCCCGCUUCUUCAGAUAAGGACGACCCGAAUGUUUACCUUACAUGGAUCGACGGCUUCAAUAGCCGCGACAAGGAUGACCCCACAUACGAGAAGAUGCUUUACAGAUUAAGUGCGGGCCACAGGGGCUUUGAGGGGACACGACGUGACCAGUUCUUGGAGGCCUUGGUGAAGGUCAUACCGCCGGAAAUUGUAGAACUGAAGAAGCGCCUAAAUAACAUCGAAGAGAAAGGCCCUAACGGGAGGAUCCAGCUUAAUUUUGCUGAUGGGACAUCUGCAGAGGCUGAUGCUGUCAUUGGGUGUGAUGGCAUCAAGUCACGAGUAAGAGAACUCAUGCUGGGAGAAGAAGACCCGGCUUCUUAUCCUCAUUAUAGCCAUAAGGUUGCGUAUCGCGCCUUAGUUCCGAUGGAAAAAGCCGUCGAGGCUCUAGGAGAGUAUAAAGCCAGAAACCAGCACAAUCACAUAGGGCCAAAUGCCUAUCUCAUUCACUACCCGGUUGCGAAUAAGACCAUGAUCAAUGCCACAGCUUUUUUAACGGAUCCCGGCGAGUGGCCAGACGACAAGGUAACGGUCGUACCGGGACUUAGGAAAGAUCUAGAGAUCGCGUUCGCAGACUGGAACCCUUGUCUUCGUACCCUCAUACAACACUUUCCAGAAAAGCUUGAGAAGUGGGCGGUGUUCGACACGUGGGACUAUCCAGCGCCUUACUUCAACAAAGGAAAUAUCUGCUUGGCUGGCGAUGCUGCACACGCAUCAAGCCCACACCAUGGCGCCGGUGCCUGCUGUGGCAUCGAAGACGCCCUGUGCUUAUGCACGCUAAUGAGCCAAGUCAACGACAGGCUGAGGGGGGAUGAGUCGGCGUCGAAAAAUAAAAACGCAGCAGUAUGCUCGGCAUUCGAGGUCUUUGAUUUUAUGCGGCGAACUCGAGGCCAGUGGCUCGUCAACAGCAGCCGUCGCAUGUGUGACUUGAAUCAACAGAUCGACUGGAGUGACAAGAGCAAGUGGAUCAAGGCCGAGACGUGCUUUGAAGAGGUUCGAGACCGUUCGUUCAAAAUUUGGCAUUUUGAUUACGAUGAUAUGAUCAAAGAAACUACUGAUGCGUACGCAAAGAGACAACCUGUGACGAAGGGCCCAGAGAGUGGUGCAAUAUAGUGUUACAACUGGGAAUACCCGAAAUAUUUUAGCAUGGAGAUUUUCAACACUUCCAGACUCUAUUAACUUAGGUAUGUAGGUAGGUAGGUAAUGCAGAUAUUAUGCUUUUUAAUACGGAUUCAAUGUUAUGA
This is a messenger RNA of Daldinia decipiens, 1798 nucleotides long. RefSeq names its product FAD/NAD(P)-binding domain-containing protein. Gene Ontology annotation, biological process: secondary metabolite biosynthetic process. The coding region runs from base 285 to 1667 and encodes 460 amino acids. Lineage: Eukaryota; Fungi; Ascomycota; Sordariomycetes; Xylariales; Hypoxylaceae. The transcript has 2 exons. Gene Ontology annotation, molecular function: FAD binding. The record is from RefSeq and is a predicted model, not a curated record.